Molecule: messenger RNA, 2171 nt
Organism: Cyprinus carpio (common carp)
Lineage: Eukaryota; Metazoa; Chordata; Actinopteri; Cypriniformes; Cyprinidae
Product: O-GlcNAcase like
Exons: 17
Biological process (GO): glycoprotein metabolic process
Molecular function (GO): beta-N-acetylglucosaminidase activity
Source: RefSeq, a predicted model, not a curated record
GCAUGCGCGACAGCGUGACCACGCGUUCAAUAAGGAAGUAGAGCGAUUAUAAACAUAAACAUUAAUCCAAACAGCUGAUUCCGUGUCAUCAGAUCCACAGAAGCCGUCGAGCGCUUCAGACCCAUUCCAGAGCACUGCGUGCGUCACACAUCCAGCAAAACCAGGAAUCAUGUCCCAGAGAUCCAAGAUGUUCCUCAGUGGCGUAGUCGAGGGGUUUUAUGGGAGGCCGUGGACUAUGAGCCAGAGGAAGGAGCUCUUCAGGAGGGAGCAGAAAUGGGGGUUGAUUGAGUAUCUUUUCUAUCCAACGCCCCAAAAGAUGAUUGGAUUGUGUCUUCCAGAGCAGCUGAUGACGCUGAUCUCCGCCGCUAGGGAGCGUGACGUGGAGUUCAUCUAUGCCAUCUCUCCAGGGCUGGACAUCACCUUCUCGAACCCUAAAGAGGUGGCGGCGCUCAAGAGGAAGCUCAGCCAGGUGUGUGGGCUCGGCUGCCGGUCGUUCGCGCUGCUGUUUGACGACAUCGAGACGGAAAUGUGUCCGGCUGAUAAAGAGGCGUUCAGCUCGUUUGCUGAAGCUCAGGUGUCUGUCACUAACGAGCUGUUUCUGCACCUGGACGAGCCACACACCUUCCUCUUCUGUCCCACCGCGCUUGAUUGUUUCCGUACUCCUAGUGUGCCGCAGUCUGCGUAUCUGAAGACGGUCGGUGAGAAACUCAAUGCUGGGAUCGACAUCCUCUGGACAGGACCGAAGGUGGUUUGUGUGCAAGUAAGUGUGUGUUGUGUAUAUGGGGUGUGUGCUGUCCUGAGGAGACCGCCGGUCAUCUGGGACAACAUCCACGCUAACGACUACGACCCGCAGAGAAUGUUCCUGGGACCCUUCAAGAACCGGCCCACCGAGCUCCUCCCCAAACUCAGAGGCGUCCUCACCAACCCCAACUGUGAAUUUGAGCUUAAUUUCGUGGCCGUUCACACGCUGGCCACGUGGUGCAGCUACGGACAGAAAGACGUCUCUAUGGAUGGAGACGAUCAGGGCUCGGACUACAACCCCCAUGAGGCUCUGCGGCUGGCGCUCUCUGAUUGGCUGGUUGAGUUCGGCAGAGCUGAUCAACCUGAUGGUAAAUAAAUGAAUAUGACCCUACAUUUGGGUUACGCUCACAUGGAACCAGGAAACCCUCUGUACACCGCUGUAGCCGCUGACUCUGACGACUUGACGAUGCUGUCGAGCUUUUCUCUGCCGUACGAACACGGAGCCACGGCCGUCCUCAUGCUGCAGGAGCUGCAGUGGCUGCGCAGAGAGGAUUCAGAGCGGGGGAAGGAGGAAUGGCGGCGGAGAGCGGAGAAGUUUGACGACAUGUGCGCCGCGGUAGUGCAGAUGUUCAACAGACUGUCCAAUGUUCCCAACCGGAUCAUCCUGUACGACCUCUACAACUACAUCUGUGACAUCAAGAGCGGCGUCACCAUGGCCAAAGCCUACGUCAAGACUCUGAGAGGUCAGUCGCCUCACUCCGCUCUCGCUCUGACCGAUGAUCCCGAGCCCUGGGGCUUCAGAGGAGGACUGUCCGGAGAAUUCCAGCGGAUGCUGCCGUCUCACGGGAUCCGUGACCUGUUCCGCAGCCCUCCGGCCACACGCGUGUACACCAUACGACCCUGCACUCCUAGAGACCAGCCGGAGGUGCUGAAGAUCUUCAAGGAGAUGCAGAUGGAGACGCAGCAGAAGGUGGAGCUGGUUGGUGACCGGCUGGUGGAGGGUCACGUCACGCCGUCACAGAGCUGCAGUCUGAUCCUAGACGACGCGGCUGGAGUCUGUGGCUACGCGUUCGCCCUCAGCGACGCCAAGACAGCCAUGACUAAAGCUCAGUAUCCAGAGACGAUGCUGCAGGAUUUCCCGUCGGUCAUGGCCAUUCAGAUCCACUCCAGAGUUCCUGACCACAGCACAGCCAGGCGUCUGAUUGAGCAGAUGGCUGUAAGUGCUGAUUUAUUCUGGUCUAAAGGAGUUUUCAGCGAGUUCAGAUCCAACGACAGACGAAUGUUCGACUUCCUAAAGACGCUGGAUGUGUUUCAGGUGCUGAAAGUCGACGGGCUUCCGACCAACCUGGUCAUCAUGGGAACUAAACUCUGACACAAUCUGUGCAUUUACGUUUCAGAAUCCAUUCUGUGAUUAAAUCCAUGAUUUGGUU